AUGGAUUUCGCCUUGAAAGUGGCAACUUACGUCAUAGGUACGGAAAAAUGUGGGGAUCUUCACGUUUACGUGCAGGGAGAUUUAUCACAACAAGAUAAGAGAGCAGUUUUUUUAACGGUACACGAUUUAGGAUGCAAUCAUUUAUCAUUUUACGAAUUCGUUAAUCAUCCAAGCAUGAUAGAUAUAAGAGAUAGAUCGAUAUUUAUACACGUCGACGUACCUGGACACGAAGAAAAUGGCGAAGCAUUACCAGAUUCGUUUCAAUUUCCAACGUUACAAACCCUAGGAGAAGAUCUCGUGUCCGUAUUAAAUUUCUUACACGUUAAAUACGUUAUUUGUUUGGGCGAAGGGGCUGGUGCGAACGUUUGUGCAAGAUUUGGUUUGGCACAUCCGACAAGAGUCGUCGGUAUGAUAUUGAUCAAUUGUACAGGUUCGGCUGCUAGCGUUAUGGAAAGUUUUAAAAACAAGUUUGUCAACUGGAAAGGUAACAAUUUGAUAAGUCAAUCAGCAGAAGAUUAUCUUUUAUUUCACAAAUUUGGAAACCAAAUAAUGAGCGACAAUCAGAAAGACAAAGAACGUGUAAUGGCAGAAUUCCAAGCACGCAUACGUUCGUCAAUUAAUUCGAAAAAUUUAAAACUUUACGUGAACGCUUUUCUCACUCGUAACGAUUUGCCGUUGAAAAAUAGUACAACCGACAUACUUUUAAUAACCGGAGUUCUUAAUUCCACGGCAUCAGUCGUUGAAAAACUUCAUAAGGAAAUGCCGGAUAAAAAUAAGGCGACACUUUUAAAAAUAGAAAGAGCAGGAGAUGUUUUAUUGGAUGCUCCGGCUAAGGUAGCACAAGCCAUUUUAUUAUUUUGCAAAGGAUUAGGAUGGCUCACGUCGGUCACUAUGCCGGGUAUAGACAGACAGAGAACGUUGUCACAAAGUAGCCAAGAUGAAAGUCCACUCGGGAGUAACAAGGGUAGAAGAUUAUCCCGAGGGAUGUCAAUGGAAGAAUACGAUAAGCCAAACAUAAGAAGACUAUCAAUCACUCAAACCGGUCUUCCUCUACCGAACAAAAACUAA
Pediculus humanus corporis (human body louse) is the source of this 1068-nucleotide messenger RNA. RefSeq lists its product as uncharacterized. The record is from RefSeq and is a predicted model, not a curated record. Gene Ontology annotation, biological process: signal transduction. The transcript has 8 exons. Lineage: Eukaryota; Metazoa; Arthropoda; Insecta; Psocodea; Pediculidae. Bases 1 to 1068 code for a protein of 355 amino acids. Gene Ontology annotation, cellular component: cytoplasm.